AUGCUCACGUGCUGCCUGCCCCGGAGGGCAACUCCCGGCCGGCCCGUCUUCCUCGUCGGCCUGCUCCUCGCGCUCCUGCUGCUCUUCUCCGUCCGCCACACCCUCUACACGGCCUGGACCCUCGCCGCCCUGCCUCUGACCUGGGGCCGCGGCGCCUCGUCGUUUGUCAUCUCGCGCGAGGCCGACGCCUUCGACGUGACCUUCGAGAGCUACGACGCGGCGCAGACGACGGCGGGCAAGGGCUUCGAGGACCGCGUGCCGGCGAUCCUGCACCACGUCAUGCUCGGCCACGCGCCCGGCGCCGGCACGGAGGACAAGUGGAAGGCGACGCGGCAGAGCUGCCUCGACCUGCACCCGGGCUGGGAGCACCACCUGUGGACCGACGAGACGGCCAGCGCCUUCGUGGCCGACAAGUUCCCGCACCUCAAGCCCAUGUGGGACAGCUACCCGUUCCCGAUCCAGCGCGUCGACGCCCUGCGGCACAUGGUGCUGUACGAGUACGGCGGCGUCGUGCUGGACAUGGACCUGCGCUGCCGGCGGUCGCUGGGGCCCCUGCGCCGCUUCGGCUUCGUGGCGCCCGAGGCGCACCCCGUCGGCGUGUCGGUCGGCUUCGUCAUGGCGGAGCGGCACAACCCCUUUGUCGGCGCCGUCGUCGACAGCCUGGCCACCUACAACCACCGCUGGCUCGGCCUGCCCUACGCGACCAUCAUGUUCAGCACGGGCUGCCACUUUGUCUCGUCGGACUACAAGGUCCUCCGCGGCCCGCCCUCGGACCCCAAGAUGCACCGGCUCAACGGCGCCGUGUCGACCCCUCUGUUCGAGCACCUCGGCUCCUCGGCCUGGCACACGAGCCUCGACUGCCUGGCCAUCGUCUUCAUCGGCCGCUCCCUGCGCUGGCUGCUGCCGGUGCUGCUGUUCGUCGCCGUCGGCGGCGCCCUCUACCUCGCCGAGCGCCGCUGGACGGCCCGGAGGAGAGGAGGCGGGUGCAGCCACUGCCGCGGCCACGGCGGCGCCGUCUCGCCGCGGGGCCGGUCGCGCAAGGCCAGCGAGGUCGACCUCGAGGAGUGCUCGCGGACCGUGUCGUGGGUGCGCCAGCAGCACGCGCGCAUGGCGGGCGGCAUCCACCUGGGUUAG
Thyridium curvatum is the source of this 1134-nucleotide messenger RNA. RefSeq lists its product as uncharacterized. The record is from RefSeq and is a predicted model, not a curated record. Gene Ontology annotation, molecular function: mannosyltransferase activity. NCBI's taxonomy places the organism in Eukaryota, Fungi, Ascomycota, Sordariomycetes, Thyridiales, Thyridiaceae. The coding region runs from base 1 to 1134 and encodes 377 amino acids. Gene Ontology annotation, biological process: mannosyl-inositol phosphorylceramide biosynthetic process. The transcript has 2 exons.